CUCUCACGCAAGCGCAUCACUCAGGAGCGAGUUUCAUAAAAGCCCGCAUCUCUUCUUCCUGUCAGCAACCAGGAGGCGGGGUGCUGGAGCUGAAGUGGGUGAAGGUCCACAGUGGAGUCGGGCAUGUCCAAACAUAUCUGGUCAGACCAGCCGGCCAACCUCCACGCACGGUGAGCUGACACUACGUAUAGGCUGAACAGAAGGUUGUUAUUAUCCGCACAGUCAGGCUCGUCUGACGCCGCUAUGUUUGUGUGAGGAGCUUUAAACUGAAGUGAAUGGGCUCGUCUGCUGAAGACUAGACACUGUGAGUCUCUGCGUGCGGUUAGGUCAUGUCCUUCCCGGUGAAAGUGAUACGAGAUGGGCUGCUGGAGAAGCGCAGCAGCGGGCUUCUCCAGCUGUGGAAGAAGAAGCGCUGCGUGCUCACGGAGGAAGGGCUCCGCCUGCUCAGCUGCAAAGGCAGAGGCAGUGAUGCUCCGGGGUCGGCGUGGAGCUCCAGAGCUAAGGAGCUGCGCUUUGAACGCAUGGAAACGGUGGAGUGCGUGGAGUACAAGCGAGAGAUGGUCUACUUCACAGUGGUCAUGGCUAAAGGGAAGGAAAUAGACUUUCGGUGCGCACAGGAAGGCACGCUGUGGAACGCGGAGAUCGCCUUAGCGCUGGUCCGAUACAAGAACCAGCAGGCCCUGCGGACCGGGAGGACCCGGCACCUGUACACGGCGCCCUUAGGCAGCACCGGGGAGGAUGAAGUGCUUUGACUGGACAGUAAGAUCAACACUGGUGAAGGUCAACAAAGUGACUCCCUACCUCCUCAGUUUGGGACUAAUAGAAGGUGAGGAGGAAUUCCCACAUCUUCUGUUUUGUUUCUUUUCUGCACAGCAACCUGGGAUGUGAGGGAAAACCCAACAGUGACGAUGGAUAACAGGACCAGGAACAUGCACACUGUUUGAAGUUUUUGCUGUGAUGGCAACUUUUGUUUAUUAAAAAUUAACCAUUCAGAGACUUAUGGAAUAUUUAAAAACAUUAGAAACUGUUAAACUUGAAAAUAGUUCACCCUUUGUGCCUUCUUGAUUCAAAAAUACUACUUAAAGCAUCACUUUAAAGGAUUUUGACACUAGAGUAGAAAAAUAAUGUUUUUGUACAGACUUAACUCAUUCAUGAAGUUUAACAUGAAGAAUUUUUUUUCCCUGAAUCCUUUGGAAGAUUCUCUUAAGUGUGUUUGCUGAUGUGAUGCACAGUAUUACAAAUAUGUAAAUAAAUUCAUUCUUAAGCA
This is a messenger RNA of Xiphophorus maculatus (southern platyfish), 1267 nucleotides long. It is a transcript of the gene phlda3, whose product is annotated as pleckstrin homology like domain family A member 3. The coding region runs from base 330 to 752 and encodes 140 amino acids. Gene Ontology annotation, biological process: positive regulation of apoptotic process. NCBI's taxonomy places the organism in Eukaryota, Metazoa, Chordata, Actinopteri, Cyprinodontiformes, Poeciliidae. Gene Ontology annotation, molecular function: phosphatidylinositol phosphate binding. The record is from RefSeq and is a predicted model, not a curated record. The transcript has 2 exons.